Molecule: messenger RNA, 1452 nt
Organism: Bombyx mori (domestic silkworm)
Lineage: Eukaryota; Metazoa; Arthropoda; Insecta; Lepidoptera; Bombycidae
Gene: mEFTs
Product: elongation factor Ts
Exons: 5
Coding region: 468-1394 (308 amino acids)
Biological process (GO): mitochondrial translational elongation
Cellular component (GO): mitochondrial matrix
Molecular function (GO): protein binding; translation elongation factor activity
Source: RefSeq, a predicted model, not a curated record
GUGAUUAAAUGAAAUCUGAAUCUGAAAUCUGAAUAAAUGAAAAGAAAAACCCAGACUCUGUGUUGAAUUAAUGAAAAUUCAAUAAAAUUUUAAAAUAAAAAGUGUACAUACACGAUAAAAUUACACUGUGACCUAUAAGGUUAUUCUGUGGUGAAUGAAGCAAAAAGUGCAAACAUACUCCAAGGUAUGCAUUAUAAACCACAAACAUUGCUAAUUCAUAAAAUUCACGGCUUUUAAUACAAAUUCAAAGAACAACUUGAUUUAGCCUUGAUCUUAAGAACUAACAAUGCUAUGUCUGUCUUACUCUAUCAUAAUGAUGUCAUAGCUCCAUCAAUUUAUAGUAAAGUAUUUGGGUUACUAUAAUCAGAACUGAGAACAGAGUACAGUGUUACAACAUGAGUGCAACUUAGCAUUACAAAUAAAUAAACCUAACAUAAAAAAGAUUUACUACUGUGUAAUGUGUUUUUAUGAUUUUCCAGCUGAUUCGAAGAAUUCAUACAAGUCCAGCGUAUAAAGCAGCUGAAUCUUCGCUGCUUGCUAAACUCCGGAAAAAAACGGGCUACACAAUCGCUAAUUGCAAGAAAGCAUUAGAAAUGCAUAAUAAUGAUGCAGAUAAGGCUGAGACAUGGCUCCAUGAACAAGCCCAAGCAAUGGGAUGGGCAAAGGCAACUAAAUUAGCUGGCAGGACGGCCCUCCAGGGGUUGGUAGCUGUUAAGUUUGACAAGAACCAUGGUGCUCUGGUGGAACUCAACUGUGAAACUGAUUUUGUGGCCAAGAACGACAAGUUUCAGAAAAUGAUUGAAGAUGCAGCUAUAGCCUCAUUCAAAUUCGCUCAUACUAAACUGCAAGCUAAAGGACCUAUAACAAAAAUGGAGCUAGACAGUGAACAGCUCGGGACAUUACAUGCAGAAGGUGGAAAAAAAUUGUCUGAAAUAUUGGCACUCUUUAUUGGCUCUGUCGGUGAAAAUGCAGUGCUGAGGCGUGCCGAGUGCUGGAAAGCGAACAGCGAGGAUGUCAAGAUCGCAGGUUAUACCCAUCCAGCGCCUAGCAGUUCUAGUGAUUAUUCCUCUGGAAAAUAUGGGGCCCUGCUCGCUUACAAACAGCCAAACGACGUAGAAGACAUCGGCCGGCAACUAUGCCAGCACAUCGUCGGCUGUGCACCCACAAAAAUCGGUGACAAAGAAAAAGACAAACCAGCUAAGAACUCAGAUGAUGAAACAUGUCUUAUUUUCCAGGAAUACUUGCUCGAUCCAUCCUAUACGAUUGAGGAAAUCUUACAGAAACACAAUGUUGAAAUCAUUGAUUAUGUUAGAUUCUCUUGCGGAGAAGUACCUGAAUCUUGUAUGCCAGGAGUCGAAAAGCAACCUUUAGAAACAGUACAAACUCUGCAGUAAAAUGUGACUAGAACUUUAAGUAUUUCGAUUAAGUUAAAAAUAAAUAGUAUAUCUUAAA